Cloeon dipterum is the source of this 1747-nucleotide messenger RNA. Its product is annotated as leucine-rich repeat neuronal protein 1-like. Bases 134 to 1552 code for a protein of 472 amino acids. The transcript has 5 exons. NCBI's taxonomy places the organism in Eukaryota, Metazoa, Arthropoda, Insecta, Ephemeroptera, Baetidae. Gene Ontology annotation, molecular function: protein binding. The record is from RefSeq and is a predicted model, not a curated record.
GCGUUAUCUACUCGUCUGAUAACAUCGCAACCUGGUCUGUCUCAUAUAGCAGCACGGGCAGAAAAUAGUCCGCACAUCUUGAAUCUUACAAUUCACCGUCUAAUUAGAACUAUAUCCGUUGAAAUAAUAGAACAUGGUGGCUCUUCGGCUGUCCGUGGCACUGGUGCUGCUAAUUGCGUGCGCGGGAGUGCUCGGCGGAGACAUCUGCCAAUUGUGCCAAUGCUCCACCGGCCCGGUUACCAUGGUGGAUUGCACGGAUAAGAUGCUGAACAGGGUGCCCAACGCCACCGACUGGCCCAAGGAUGUCCCGCUAGAGGCUCGCUUCGAUCACAACGAAAUUGUGCACCUGACCAGUCUGGGCUCCAUUCCCACCCUGACCAAGCUGUCUCUGACUCACUGCCGACUUACCUUGAUCGAGGAUAUGUCCUUCAUGAACCUGCCCAACCUGACUUUCCUCGACCUCUCAAACAACCAACUUACCUCGGAGACUCUUAGGCCACAGGUCUUCAGAGGGUUGUACUCGCCCGACAGUUACGAAGCCAUGAAGCAGAUGAAAAUCCUCCACUUGGGCUACAACGCGAUCCAUUCACUCGACCAGGACUUGUUCGAGCACCUCCCCUACCUGACUGAGCUCUCCCUCAAGUUCAACCCAUUCAACGUACUGGACCAGUCCACGGUUCUCGCCAUCAGCAGCCUCAACUACCUGAAGGUGCUCGACCUGAGCUAUACGAACCUGGCGUCCCUACCGAUGCACAGUCUGCACUCGCCUCGCUUCCUCGAGGAGUUGAACCUGAGUGGCAACCUGUUCAUCGAGAUCCCGACCCAGGCCCUGGCGGACACGCACGCCCUGAAGAUCCUCACCCUGGAUGACAAUCCGAUCCGCAACCUGGACAAGGACUGCUUCCCCUACAUGCCAACCCUGGAGCACCUUUCGCUGAACAACCUGCCAAACCUGACCGUGGUCGGCGCUGAGGCCUUUUACGGCAUGCAAAACCUCGAAGAACUCAUCAUGGUGGACAACCCGCAUCUGAUGUACAUUGAUCCUGAGGCGUUCAAGGGGCAAACGGACGGUGAUCAGUGGACUUUGAAAAGACUGCACCUGAACGGCAACAGCCUCGGCCGCCUGCCUAAGGAGUUGCUGAAAAGGUGGGACGCCCUGGACGAGCUGCGUCUGCAGGGCAAUCCCUGGAUCUGCGAUUGCGACAGCCAAUGGAUUGUCACAGACUUGAUUCACAUUUUGGACAGCAUGGCCGCGCCCAGUCUAGUGUGCCAUGAGCCGAUUGAGCUGCGCGGAACAACCUUCCAUGAUCUAGCGGAGAGCGAAUCGCACAUGCGGUGCCUCGACUUCUACGGCCACCAGCCCGAGAGGGACGGCGCGAUCCUGAUCGGCGUGCUGAUCGGAGUGUUGCUCGCCGUGCCCAUUACGACCGGGCUCGUCAUCCUGUGGCGCCGCUUCAGCCCCCAGAUCACGGGACGCUACAUGCCGAGGACAUCCGACUACAGGGCUUUCUACAAACGGGCUGACGCUUCUUUCAGCCACGAAACCACGUGAUAGUCAGGAUUGCCACAGUUGAUCAAACCCAUUUAUGCUGUAAGGCCUUCUACAUGUUUUAAAUCUAGUCUGAAAAUUGUCUUUCUUAUAAAUUUUAGCGUAAAACAGUCUGUUAAAAAAAUAUUUUAAAAUAUUUUGCUAGGAGAAAAACUUUGUAAUGAUUUUACAAAAUAUGAAACAACAAUGUUUAAUUCA